AUGUCCCAUCGACAAGAUUCUUUCUCUGACGGUGAAAAGGAGGAGCCUGGUUCCGUCUCGGCUGUUGCUGAUGCACAGUACGAGUGCAGGCACCGGUACGACCCCUCGUUUGAAUGGGACGCCGAAGAGGAGAAGAGGCUAGUUCGAAAGCUCGACAUCAAGAUCAUGUGCUUUGUCUGGGUCAUGUUCAUGUCGCUCGAUCUCAUCAGGCGCAACAUCAACCGAGCCCUACCCGACCAAUUCCUCAAAGACCUCCGCAUAAAUCAAAACGACUUCAACAAUGGACAGGUAAUCUUUUUCGCCAGCUUCCUCUUCAUGGAGCUUCCUUCGGGCCUCAUCAGCAAGAAAGUGGGCGCGGACAUUUGGGUGCCCGUGCAGAUAGUCACUUGGUCCAUCCUAUGUUCCAUCCAGGCAGCUAUGAAGUCCAAGACGUCUUUCUUCAUUCUCCGUGCACUCGUCGGCGCGGCUCAAGGCGGCUUCAUACCCGACAUGUGCCUGUACCUCAGCUACUUCUACACCAGUCACGAGCUCACGACGAGGUUGAGCUGGUUCUACACGGUUCUCGGCAUCAGCCAGAUCCUGGGCAGCCUCCUUGCCGCCGGCUUCAUCGAGCUCCGGGGCCUGCAUGGGCUCGCAGGCUGGCAAUACCUCUUUGCUUUUGAAGGACUCAUCACAGGCGUUGUGGGCAUCUUUGCCUUUUUCUGGAUGCCGCCGAGCGUGACUUCCACAAAGGGUCUCUUGCGUGGAAGGAAUGGGUGGUUCACAGAGCGAGAAGAAAAGAUCCUCGUCAACCGCGUCCUUCGAGACGACCCGACAAAGGGCGACAUGAACAACCGAACUGGCGUCAACCUCAAGGGCCUAUGGCGAGCGAUGAAAGAGAAGGACCUGUGGCCCAUCUACCUUCUCGGCCUUGUCAUCUACAUUCCCUUCCAGCCCCCUCAGACCUAUCUAUCACUCACGCUGAAGCAGCUCGGCUUCACGACGCUCCACUCGAACCUGCUGGCUAUUCCCUCGCAGUUCCUCUUUGCAGUCAACUGCCUUUGGAUGUCCUGGCUCGCUCGCCGCUUGAACGAACGCAGCUUCGUCUCAUCGUUGGCAAACAUUUGGACGUUGCCGCUCCUCGUGGCCCUUUACUGCAUCCCUCGCUCCCUCGAAUCGUACUGGUCCUGGGUUCGGUUCGCGCUUCUUUCCCUGAUCGCCUCCUUCCCCUAUUGCCAUCCGACGGUCAUCAGCUGGCUGUCGCGCAACUCGCUCUCGGUCCGCAAUCGUGCUGUGUCGAUGUGCUUCUACAACAUGUCCUACCAAAUUGGCAGCAUCGCUGCCACACGAAUCUUCACCCAGGGCGAUCAGCCUUUCUACGGCAAAGGAAUCGCCGCCCUAAUUGCCAUUUCCGCCUUCGCAAUUGUCCAGUGCUGGCUCACAAAGGCCUACUAUAUCGCGAGGAACAGGAGCAAGCAGGCCAAAUGGGCUGCACUCACCCCGGACGAGCAGGUCGAAUACAAGUUGACGAGCCAAGACGAAGGCGCAGUGAGGCUCGACUCCCGAUUCGUGCACUAA
Acaromyces ingoldii is the source of this 1557-nucleotide messenger RNA. RefSeq names its product MFS general substrate transporter. The coding region runs from base 1 to 1557 and encodes 518 amino acids. Gene Ontology annotation, molecular function: transmembrane transporter activity. NCBI's taxonomy places the organism in Eukaryota, Fungi, Basidiomycota, Exobasidiomycetes, Exobasidiales, Cryptobasidiaceae. Gene Ontology annotation, cellular component: membrane. The transcript is spliced from 3 exons. Gene Ontology annotation, biological process: transmembrane transport. The record is from RefSeq and is a predicted model, not a curated record.